AUGGCAGAUAUAGAUAACCAGAAUUCAGCAGCGUCUGCGACGUCAGCUUCCAGUUCUCCACAAGCUUCGUCGCCGAAAAAGGAGAAAAAAACUAAAAAUCCGAGAACGAAACCAUCUCAUCCACCUACUUCAGAAAUGGUCAAUAACGCUAUUAAAGGUUUAAAGGAACGUGGAGGGUCUUCACUUCAAGCUAUCAAAAAAUACAUCGCAGCCAAUUAUAAAGUGGAUGCAGAAAAGGUUGCUCCUUUCAUUAAGAAGUAUCUAAAGGCAUCAGUUGCUUCAGGUUCAUUGGUACAAACGAAAGGUAAAGGUGCGUCCGGUUCUUUCAAGUUAGCUUCUGCAACAUCUUCAGGUUCAGCUAAGCCUAGUUCUAACGACAAAAAGAAGAGCGCUAGUGGAAAAGCUAAAAAAACUACGACAGUAAAACGUAGUAUAACAACAACCACCACCACCGGAGAAAAACCAAAAGCAGCCAAAAAAUCAGCGAAGUCAAAGAAAGCUCCGACAGCAGAAAAGAAAGCCACUAAAGCGAAAAAAGAUGAUAAGAGAACUGGUGCUUCAAAAAUUGCCACAUCAAUUGCUUCACCUGCAAAAGUUAAGACUCCGACAAAGGCCAAAAAGUCAAACAAAGGUAGUCCAACCAAGAAACCUAAAGCACCUAAACCGAAAACUGCAAAAGCCGCCAGUUCUCCAAAAGCGAGAAAAGCAGCUUCCCCCAAAAAGAAGAAGUAA
Molecule: messenger RNA, 732 nt
Organism: Psylliodes chrysocephalus
Lineage: Eukaryota; Metazoa; Arthropoda; Insecta; Coleoptera; Chrysomelidae
Source: the annotation of a GenBank genome assembly